Dimorphilus gyrociliatus is the source of this 2845-nucleotide messenger RNA. Lineage: Eukaryota; Metazoa; Annelida; Polychaeta; Dinophilidae. The record is from the annotation of a GenBank genome assembly.
AUCUUUGGCGUAUGCCAUCAUUGCGUUGCUGCCAGUCUCACAUAUUCUGUAUUACUUUUUUUGACUGAAGUCAAAUUAGUGUAAUUGAAUUUAUAAUUUUAAUCUGGUAAGUCUAUUCUUAAUUUUAAUAUUAAUCUCAUAUAAGAAAGUAAGGAGGGAAAACGUUAUUUUUAAGGAGAAUAACUUUUUAGUGAGCGAUAAUAAAUAAAUAUUGAAUAUUCUCUUCUUAAAAUUAUAAUCUAGGCAAUUGAUAGAGUAAGAUUAAGUAAAAUGAAUAGCGAAUGAUAUUAUAUAAACUUUAUAGCUGUAAUUUCCUUAGGAAAAAUAGAUUUUAAUUAUUUGAUUACAUAUUAUUUGUUGAGCUCUUUCCAAACUGUAUAUUACAACAGAAACAGACAAAAGUUACAAUCAAUCAAUUCUUUUAAAACUGUGUAAGCAGUAUUCAAUAUCUAAAAGUAAUACAGUUCAUAAUUUUUCAUUGAUGUUGUCUAAAAAUACUUAAUUUCUUCAGGUUCAUAAUGAACUAAUGGAGGAAAACUAAAACAUUCUUUCUUGAAAGAAUAAAAUGGAAAUAAACUCUCAGAAUAACACUGUUGAAGAGAGAUUGCAGGAUACAGUAUGCAAACUAUUAGAUAAAUUGAUAAGCCAGAAAAAGGAAGAAGUCUAUAAAAUUGAUCAUGGAGUACGAGAGUGUAAAGAAACUUUGGAAAAAGUCAAAUAUAAAUGCGUCUUGAAAUAUUAUCCCUCAAGGUGGUCCGAUCUUGGCAAGAGGGAAGAAAAUGAUAGAUUAGAAAAAAAAGAACAGUUCCUUCUUCAUCCAACUGUGAAAAGAUAUCUUCAUAAAAAGCCAAAAAAUUGGUAUAUUGAUUCUGAAGAGUGUUUAAAUACUUUUGAUUGUUUGAAGAGACAGACCUUACCCGAUAAAUUAUCAACAGCAGAUAACGAUGAAUCGAAAACGGAGGCAGACACCCAUGAAGGAUCUAGAUUUUCCAAAUUUAAUCUUAAGAAAAAAAUUAUAGUUGGAAAUUUAUCAAGAUUUCUUCUCGAAGAAGAUAAUCCGUCUGAUAAUGCAACACAUAAAUGGAUGGUAUAUGUAAGAACACCACCAAACGAGAAAAAGUUGGAAACUUUUGUAAAAAGCGUUACUUUUUAUCUACACGAAAGUUACGCACCAAAUACUGAAGUUGUUAUAAAUAAUCCACCAUUUAAUGUUACUAGAAGAGGUUGGGGAGAAUUUCACCUAAAAGUGUUAUUAAAGUUUAAAGAUGAGAAAAAUAAACCGAUACUAUUGCAUCACAAAAUUAAAUUAGACAAAACUCUCUCAGGUUUACAGACAACAGGAAAUGAAACUACUACAACAAUUGAAUUGGAAUCUCCUGGUUUUGAUGAUAUUAAAACUGAAAAGAAUGAUAAUAAUACUGAGUUAUCUGAUAAUAAUGAAUAUAAUGAUAAAGAAUUUGAUGAAUUUAGCAAUAUUAGAAUUAAGGAAGAAGUUCCAGAGUCUACUGAAAGAGUUAUAGAAGAUAUGGAUAUUAAUAUAACGGAAUCCGCUAUAGAAUCUUCAUCGAUAAAUGUUGAAAAUAUCAAAAAGGAAGUCAUAGACGACCUUUCAAUUACUACUUCAUACACUUCUCCAGUCGAAAAUGCUCCGUGUAUAAAAACAGAAAAAGACGAUUCACAGGAUUAUACAGCUGCAAUAAAUUGGAAUAAUUCAUUAACAUCUGCUAAGAGCCCUCAAAUAAAAAAUUCCAAUCGAAGAAAGAAUACGUCUCCCUUAUCGAAUUUUCCUCAAAUAAAGAAAAUUUGCAUACUUAAUAGCGAUUUGAGAGUUAAAGAGAGAAGAGAGGAGAAGAUUGUGAAGGUUGGAUCUACUAAUCCAAGAUCAAUUCUUAAAAGCAAUUUGGUCUUUUCACUUUCUGGUCCAGAAGGAGUUAUUACUGAAGAAGAACCUUUGUGGAUGAAGACAAUUCAUUUAAAUAAUUAUCCUAAUUUGGAAACAUUAAUCAAUAUGAUUGCUCGAAAAUUUCCUCUUAUUGCGGAAACGUUUAGUGAUAAGCCAUUAUGCUCAUACCAAGCUAGCAGUAUUUCUGAGUAUCUUUCGUGGCCUAUCGGGAAAAGGAGAGCAUGCGAGAGAUUUAGAGCCUAUGAAAUUCGUCGCUGUGUUAGAAGCUUGUUAGGAAAUAAGGAUAUUUUUCAUAAAGAAAUUUUAUGGACUAAUUCAAAAAUUCUCAAAUAUCUUAGGCAACAUGGUUUUACAUUUUUAGACUCUGAAUAUUUGUCAUUUAUAAAACGUGUGCGAGUUUCUGAAAGGGAGACUAACGCAGAAUUUCGUACAUGGACACCAUCAAACACUAUCAUGGAUAACUUGAAAAAGAGUUCACAUUUGGCAAACACCUCUACUUUAAAUAACCUAUCUUAUCGUAAUAUUUCAUUAAAUGUUCACGAUUCUGAUGAUGAAGAUAUAGACAUUGUAAACGUGGCUGAAAACGAUUCUCCUAAAAAGAUGAUUGCAUUAAAUUAUAGUCGAGAAAAAACUUCAAAAGAUGAGUUAUCAGAGAUGAGUAAAGAAGCUGCGUUCGUUCAUCAUCAAGCGGAAUUAAUUGGGAUCAGACUUAAAUCUGUUCAAGUUGGAAAAACAAAAAGUACUGGUUUGACUGAAGAAAUUAUUUUCAAGUCUGCAACUUUACUCAUGGAAGAUCUAGUUAGGAAAUCAUUAGCAGUGGCACUUGCUCAGAAUCAAAAUGACCUAGAUAUAAAUAGUCAAACUGUUCAAGCUGUUUUAAAAUCUGAAGAUAAAUUUGAUCUAUUUACCAAUGCUGGUAGUGGUAUAAUAGUUGAAAACUAG